Molecule: messenger RNA, 454 nt
Organism: Prorocentrum cordatum
Lineage: Eukaryota; Dinophyceae; Prorocentrales; Prorocentraceae
Source: the annotation of a GenBank genome assembly
GGCGCAGCGCGAGCGGGAGGUCGCCGCCGAGCACGCCGAGGAGCUGCGGCGGAAAGCCGCCGAGGCCGAGACCAGGCUGGAGGACGCCCUGCGGGACCUCGCGCAGGCGCGGCAGGAGGCAAGGGACUACAAGAAGAGAGCCGACGAGUGGGAGAUCUUCUACCACGGCGGCUUCCACCCCGUCGACAAGACGCUGCACUCGGGGCGCAAGGAGAUCUUGCAGCAGGCGCAGCUCCAGCUGCGCGUGGCCAACGAGGCCCCGCGGGAGAAGAACGCCGGGCUCCAGAAGCAGCUCCACGAGGCGCAGGUGAAAGCCGAGAGGUGCUGGAGGACUUGCCCCGGGCGGCGCGCCCGAGCCGAGGCGAGGGGCAAGGGCCAGGGAAAGGGCGCGGGCGGGGCCGCCAGCGAGACCGCCGAGGCGGACCAGGGGAGCCAGCCCGGCCGCGGCCGCUGA